AGUUCAUAUCUGGCCUCAGACACUAGCUGUAUCACCCCAGACAGGCUGAAGUUGUCUCAAGACAGACCUAUAUCAAGCUGCUGCUGCUGAUUACACAAAAGGAGAAGAAAGCUUUGUAGUGAAGGUCCAUGGCUUGCCUUGGUCAUGCUCAGCCAGUGAUGUCCAACACUUCUUCUCAGAAUGCAAAAUUCAAAAUGGGGCAUAAGGCAUCCAUUUCAUCUAUACCAGAGAUGGGAGACCAAGUGGAGAAGCUUUCAUUGAACUCAGAUCUGAAGAUGAUGUCAAACUGGCACUGAAAAAAGAUAGAGAGACUAUGGCACACAGAUAUGUUCAAGUAUUCAAGUCAAACAAGGUUGAAAUGGAUUGGGUAUUGAACCAUACUGCUUUAAAUUGCCUUGACACCACCAGUGAUGGCUAUGUGCGCCUUAGAGGACUCCCAUUUAGCUGCAACAAGGAAGACAUUAUUCAGUUUUUUUCAGGGUUGGAAAUCAUGCCAAAUGUAAUGUUGCCAGUAGACUUUCGAGGGAGGAAUAGUGGGGAAGCUUUUGUGCAGUUUGCCUCCCAGGAAAUAGCUGAAAAGGCUCUAAAGAAACACAAGGAAAGAAUAGGGCACAGGUACAUUGAAAUCUUCAAGAGUAGCCAGACAGAAGUUAGUACUCAUGAUCCUCCUCAAAAGCUAAUGACUAGGCAAUGUCCAGGUCCUUAUGAUAGACCUCAGGCUGGCAGAUGCUAUGACAGUCUUAGUAGAGGAGCUGGGUUGGAAGGAAUGAGGUGUGGUGCCUGUAAAAGUGGGUAUACAGGUUAUGAUGACUACAAUGGAUAUAGUACUGAAUAUUACUUUAGAAGAGACCUCAAUUACUAUUUAGGAAUGUCUGGUCAUAGCUAUGGAGACCGCUGGUCUACCUUCCAGAGUCUAUCAGGCCAUUUCGUGCACAUGAGAAGACUACCUUACAAAGUUACUGAAAAUGAUACCUAUGAUUUUUUCUCACCACUCAAACCUGUGGGAGCACACAUUGAAAUUGGAUAUGAUGGCAGAGUGACUGGAGAAGCAGAUGUUGAAUUUGCUACUCAUGAAGAUGCUGUGGCAGCUAUGUCAAAAGACAAAGCAAAUAUGCAACACAGGUACAUAGAACUCUUCUUGUGUUCUAUAGCAGAAGCAGACAGUGGGGUUUAUGAUCCCCAGAUGAUGGAAGGCAUGGGCUUGUCAAACCAGUUUAGUUAUGGCAGUCUAUCCAGCCAGAAUUUGAAUGAAGCUUAUGGAGGCACCUAUGAUGGUCAGAUCAGCAUGAGCAAACGUGACCAAGUUUUAGAGGAAAACUUCAGCAGCUUUUCAACCACACAUUGCAUAGAGAACCAAGAGGAAGUGAACAGCAGCUACAACAACUUGGAGAGCUUUGCAUCUGUGGGAAUGAAUGGAAUGGAAGAAAUAUCAGGCAUGUCCAGUAUGGGAACUGAAUCAGUAGUGUAUCCUGAUAAUUGACCCUUAGUCAACUUUUCUAAAGAAAAUCGAACAAAGAUGAUGGUUUGCAAUUCAAGUUUAUUGUUUAUACUUACUGUUAUUGAAAUCAGAAUUGUUUUUUAAAGUUCCCAAGUUAGAUAUUUUUAGAACACAGGAAAAUAAUCUUUUACGAUAAGCAAGCCGAAUAAAGAUUAUAAUUGCUAAAAAAGAAUUUGGUAUUUCUCAAGGUAGUUAUGUUGCAUGAGUGCUCUUAAGUAUUGAGGUUAAAGCAAUCUCAGUUCUGUUAAAUGUACCUUUUAUGCCAGACUAUCAGGAAUGUCAAAAUGCAUUUUGAGAGACACAGUUUUUAAAAAUAUAUUUAUUUACUUUCUCAAUUACAUACAAAAAUAAUUUUUAACAUUAGAUUUUUAAAAGUUUGAGUUCUCAAUUCUCUCCAUCCUUCCCUUCCCCCCCCAUUGAGGACACUAAUUUUCUAUCGAUUAUGCAUCUACAGUCAUGCAAAACAUUUCCGUAUCAGUCACAUUGUAAAAGAAAACCUUAGGUCAUGAAGAGUCAGACAUGACU
Messenger RNA from Phascolarctos cinereus (koala), 2023 nucleotides. Its product is annotated as heterogeneous nuclear ribonucleoprotein H2-like. NCBI's taxonomy places the organism in Eukaryota, Metazoa, Chordata, Mammalia, Diprotodontia, Phascolarctidae. The record is from RefSeq and is a predicted model, not a curated record. Gene Ontology annotation, molecular function: RNA binding.